UUAUUUAUUUAUUAUCUAUUUUAUUUUUCGCCCUCUCGCUCUUGGAGAAGCCAAAACCCUCGAGCGGAGGGAGAGGAAGAGAGGAAGAAGAAGAAGAAGAGGAGGAGGAGAUCGCGAGAGAGAGAUCGAGAGGGAUGAAGAUCUUCGUGAAGACCCUCAAGGGCACGAGCUUCGAGAUCGAAGCUAUGCCCGAGGACAUGGUAGCUGAUGUGAAAAAGAACAUUGAGACUGCUCAAGGGCAGAGCAUUUACCCAGCUGACCAACAGAUGCUCAUACAUCAAGGGAAAAUACUCAAGGAUGACACAACAUUGGACGAUAACAAAAUUGCUGAAAAUAGUUUUAUUGUUAUAAUGUUGAGCAAGAGUAAAGGCUCAUCGAGUGGAGCUUCAUCUGCAGCAAAGGCACCCACAAAUCAGGCUCCAACUAGUAGUCCGGUGCCUCCAGCUGCUCCGACUCCCACACCCGCUCCCUCCCCUGCACCUGCAGCACCCACGGCAUCGGCACCUACAAAUGCACCAGCUCCCACUGCCGCACCUGCCCCAGCACUGGCAGUUAGCGCAUCCUCUGAAGUCGAGGCAUACGGUCAAGCUGCAUCAAACCUUGUUGCAGGAAGUGGUCUGGAGCAAACAAUUCAACAGAUUCUUGACAUGGGCGGUGGGACCUGGGACAGAGAUACUGUAGUUCGUGCUUUACGUGCUGCUUUUAACAAUCCUGAGAGGGCUGUUGAAUAUUUGUAUUCUGGUAUUCCUGAGAAUGUAGAAGUCCCUCAUGUAGCUAGAGCACCUUCAAGUGGCCAACCAGCCAAUCCAACAGCCCAAGUCCAACAACCAGCUCAGCCUGCAGCUCCUCCCUCCUCUGGGCCCAACGCCAAUCCCUUGGACCUCUUUCCCCAGGGUCUUCCAAGCAUGGGAUCCAAUGCUGGUGCCGGUAGCCUUGACAUGUUACGUAAUAGUCCACAGUUUCGAGCCUUGCUGGCUUUGGUUCAGGCUAACCCUCAAAUCCUACAGCCUAUGCUUCAAGAGCUGGGGAAACAAAAUCCCCAAGUUCUGCGUCUGAUUCAGGAAAAUCAAGCCGAGUUUCUUCGUUUAGUUAAUGAACCUGCGGAGGGAGGAGAGGGGAAUUUGCUGAGUCAGUUGGCAGCUGCAAUGCCACAAGCCAUUACAGUUACUCCAGAAGAGCGCGAAGCCAUUGAGCGUCUUGAAGCAAUGGGCUUUGAUCGGGAACUUGUUUUGGAAGUGUUUUUCGCCUGCAACAAGAACGAGGAGUUGGCCGCAAACUAUCUCUUGGAUCAUAUGCAUGAGUUUGAGGAGUAAUUAAACGACACAACUAAGAUCGAAGAGCUUUUGGAGAAAAAAGCCACACAGAGCACAUGCUUCACAUCAGUGUGUCUAUCAAUAACAGUUACUGUCUAGGUAAUAGUAUUGGGGUCACUUGAGGUUGGUUAUCUUUUCAUCUUAAAUUAUCGUUCUUCUUUUCUAUUUGGGGCUCAACUUUUGUCACAUAAAAAAGUUUUAUAUGAUGUCUUUAGAAACUUUUAAUUGUGUAUAAAGAUCAUGCAUCGUGGAUCGCCCUACUUCUUUCGAACCUUAUUACUUCUAUUAUGCCUAAUCUGCUAGAUUUGUUAUCCCUUUUAA
Molecule: messenger RNA, 1634 nt
Organism: Ananas comosus (pineapple)
Lineage: Eukaryota; Viridiplantae; Streptophyta; Magnoliopsida; Poales; Bromeliaceae
Product: ubiquitin receptor RAD23c-like
Exons: 12
Coding region: 135-1313 (392 amino acids)
Biological process (GO): nucleotide-excision repair; proteasome-mediated ubiquitin-dependent protein catabolic process
Cellular component (GO): cytosol; nucleoplasm
Molecular function (GO): ubiquitin binding; proteasome binding; polyubiquitin modification-dependent protein binding
Source: RefSeq, a predicted model, not a curated record